Phacochoerus africanus (Common warthog) is the source of this 2485-nucleotide messenger RNA. RefSeq names its product transmembrane protein 50B (gene TMEM50B). The transcript has 7 exons. NCBI's taxonomy places the organism in Eukaryota, Metazoa, Chordata, Mammalia, Artiodactyla, Suidae. Gene Ontology annotation, biological process: late endosome to vacuole transport via multivesicular body sorting pathway; protein targeting to vacuole. Bases 579 to 1055 code for a protein of 158 amino acids. The record is from RefSeq and is a predicted model, not a curated record.
GGUUCGCGGAGCGUCCGGGCGGCCUGCGGGGCGGGGGCCUCCGCCGCUCCCUGCUCACCAGCCCAUGUCUUCUUCGGCGACCGGGGAGCGCGUUCGGCCGGGGCAGGCAGCUACGCCGCGUUAUCUCGCCGUCGGCUUGCUUCCCUGGAGGAUCUGCACAGGUUUCCAUCCCGAACCUGUCAGCUUCACCAGGGUGCCCGGCGCAGGGGAGAGGACGUCCGGCCCGCACUCGGCGUCUAGGGGCCUUUCGAGGACUUGCUCACCCCUCCCGUUUGGUCUCAGCCUUUGCUGGCGAUGUUGUUAAGUGUUUGGUGGACUUUUCCGACUCGCUCCUUAGGAGAGUAGGGACAGAGGUGGAAAGAGGGAAUAGAGGAGGGUCAGCAUUCUUUCCAGGAUUAAUCAUAAAGUGUUGAGUGUCCUUUUAGAUAAGGAGCGGAGCCCAGGUAGCAAUGGUAGUUGAGCUGGGGAAGACGCUUGGUUUUUAACCAAUAAAUUGGCUUCCGAGUUCAUCACUGGAAGGUGCUUAAUCGGAAAGAAUAUAGUAUUUAAUGAAAACAAUCCAUGCAUAAGGAGUGAAAAUGGCAGGCUUCCUGGAUAAUUUCCGUUGGCCAGAAUGUGAAUGUAUUGACUGGAGUGAGAGAAGAAAUGCAGUGGCUUCUGUGGUAGCAGGUAUCUUGUUUUUUACAGGUUGGUGGAUAAUGAUUGAUGCAGCUGUGGUGUAUCCUAAGCCAGAACAGCUGAACCAUGCCUUUCACACAUGUGGUGUAUUUUCCACAUUGGCUUUCUUCAUGAUCAAUGCCGUGUCCAACGCUCAGGUGAGAGGUGACAGCUAUGAAAGCGGCUGUUUAGGAAGAACAGGUGCUCGAGUUUGGCUCUUCGUCGGUUUCAUGUUGAUGUUUGGGUCACUUAUUGCUUCUAUGUGGAUUCUCUUUGGUGCAUAUGUUACCCAAAAUACUGAUGUUUAUCCAGGACUAGCUGUGUUUUUUCAAAAUGCACUUAUAUUUUUUAGCACCCUGAUCUACAAAUUCGGAAGAACCGAAGAGCUAUGGACCUGAGAUCACUUCUCAAAUCCCAGUUUCCUUUUGUUACAUUCUCUUUGUAGAUAAGUUUUUAUCUCUCAAUAUAAUUUCCACAUUGCCAAGUAGAAUAGGUUGUACCUUGUUUUGUUUCUUACCACUUUUAUGCUGGUUGUGAAAUCAUUUCAUGCACUGUCUGUCGCCUUUUUUCACGGACUGGAUUGUUAAUAUGUACAUAGCAUAGGACUGGAUGGGAUGAUGAGUGUCGUUUUUUAUUCUUGAAGACGUAAAGCUUAAUCUGUUCCCUGGGCUGGGACUAUAUCAUCAUGUCAUUUUAGAGUUAACUACUUUGUCUCAGUAUCUCUGAUUUUCAAAGAUGUCCAAAAAAGACAGCUCUGUAUGUCUGAAAUAAGCACUGAGCCAUUAGAAAAGGGUGUUUCAGCAGGCUGUAAUUUAUUUUGGUUUAAACAUGAGUUUUUUUUUAAAAGGAAAAAAAAAAUGUUUGUUCUUAUGUAUAAAAGAAGUGGACUUUUAUAUGAAGAUUUUUUAAAAGGCCUGAAGGUCCAGUUUGAAAGCCUCUUUUACAAAACAAUUCCUCUCAUCGGACUUAAUUUGAGAGGUAAUCUACGGUCAGAUAAGUGCAGUUUUAUAUGGCUGAUGUAAGAAGACUGUAAGGCAGCUCAGCCACAUGCAUCCUCCAAAAGCAGCUUAAGUGAUCCAUCUAGUGGGGUCCUCUGUUGACAGCCUCCCAUCAUCUGACCUUACGCAAUUCAGUAUCAAGCACGUUCGAGACAACCGCAGUUUAAAAGCAUGAGCCGUGUAACAACAAGUGGAGCAAUUAGUUUCAAGACAAAGCCCUUCUUCCCAACGGGGAUUAUUAUGACCUAGUGAAAGAUUAAGGCGUUUCAGCCCCUCAGUUUACCGACUGCGACUGCGAGUCUCUUUUUGCUCUAGCUCCCAAGCUUCCGGUGAACUCUUCCUGCAAAAUGUAUCUUUCACCCGGGAGUUCGUAGGCCCUUCAAAAACUUCUUUUGCUGAGUUUGCAAUACUGUAUUUGCACCGUAUGUAUUCCUGCGAGAGAUUUCAAAGGGAUAGGUGGGUCUUUAUUUCUACUUUUGCUUUCAUUUGUUAUACAGGUCUUGUGUCGCACUUUUUUCCUACAGAGGGGUUUUUCUAGAGCCUUUUGUUGUAAGACAGAAUAUCAGUGGUAUGAUAGGCAGCUUCUAAUAUAAACCUUAUUUUGCUCUGCGUCUCCUCCCUGAGGAUUUCCUGUGCACAGAGUAUGAAGCAGUUGUGGAUCGCUGUGCCUUUUUUGUCUGGAUACCAUCUUGUUUAAUUACUUCCCUCUCUGUUGUUUUUUUUUUUCCCUCAAAACAUCAGUAAACUCUGUCUUGCUCCCAACACAUUGUGAGACUGAUGGCUUAUUUCCACUCCCUCAUAACCCAUUGCAAUAAAUAUUACUUCUCAUA